Molecule: messenger RNA, 732 nt
Organism: Prunus mume (Japanese apricot)
Lineage: Eukaryota; Viridiplantae; Streptophyta; Magnoliopsida; Rosales; Rosaceae
Source: RefSeq, a predicted model, not a curated record
AUGACUUUUGAUCCUAGCCAACUUAUUAGUUGCAAAUCAUUCACUCUGUCGGCGGUGUCUAAUGCUAAUGGUACCCCCUCCCCUGUGGUUGGGCAUGACUCUCUAUCUCUCUCUACUUCCAUACAUCUGGAUUCUGACAUCCUCACUGGAAAGAUGAUUGGUUGUGGUACUCGAUGGGGCAAACUUUACUACUUAGACUGGGCAUCGGAUAAUGAGGUCAAGAGUAAUUCAGAUCACACCCUAUUCUUGAAGCGUGAUGAAGGAAAACUUACUGCAUUAAUUGUUUAUGUAGAUGACAUAAUCGUAACUGGAAACGACACAGAAGAGCAACUGAAGUUGCAAAAGUAUUUGUCUCAAGAAUUUGAGAUGAAGGAUUUAGGUGACCUGAAGUACCUUCUCGGAAUCGAAGUAGCAAGAUCAAAAAUUGGUAUAUUUAUGUGUCAAAGGAAGUAUGUAAUAGAUCUACUCACUGAAACAGGAAUGCUUGGAUGUAAGCUUGCUGAUACAGCCAUUGAGAUGAAUCAAAAGUUGUGUGAAGACAUGGACCAAGAACCAACCAAAAAGGAACAGUACCAACGCCUUUUUGGAAGGUUGAUAUACCUGGCACACAUAAGACCAGAUAUUGCAUAUGUUGUAAGAGUGGUUAGUCAGUUUAUGCAUUCGCCCAGUGUUUCUCAUAGGAAUGCAGUUGAUCGGAUCUUAAGAUACUUAAAGUCAGCCCUUGGGAAAUGA